AGGGCUGCUUGGUUUUUGCCCCGUUUAAUUAAAUAGCUUCGCUUCUAUUUGUCCCGAUCUCGAAUUGUGUAAAUAAUUACUUUCUGCUGUUUGAAAACGAUUCUUGCGGGAAGAUAUUAGGUAAAGAGCCGUGGCAACAUGCUGGUUGACUGAAUGAGCGAUCGGGAUCUUAGAAGAGCGUUGUCACCUAAAUGAAGAAUUGCUCCUGAACCGAACGAUUCGGACAGCUACCGGGCGGCCGUGACUGCCAACAGUACUUGGAGUGAAGAGCGAACCAAAAAAGGCAAAAUCAUGUUGAACAAAGGGAAAAAGGGGAAACCCGACCUCAACGACCUCAAGCAGGAGGUCGAUAUGGAUGAGCACAAGAUCACCUUACAAGAAUUGUAUUCAAGACUAGGAACAGAUCCCGAGAAGGGAUUGACCCAAGCUCAAGCGCGGACGGUGUACGAGAGGGACGGUCCCAACUCUCUCUCGCCCCCAAAAAAGACCCCCGAAUGGGUGAAGUUCUGCAAGAACCUGUUCGGAGGUUUCGCCCUCUUGCUCUGGAUAGGCGCCAUCCUCUGCUUCAUCGCAUAUUCCAUCCAAGCUGGCACUUUCGAAGAGCCCCCAGACGACAAUCUGUAUUUGGGUAUCGUGUUAUCGGUUGUAGUUAUUGUUACGGGUUGUUUCUCCUAUUACCAAGAAGCUAGAAGCUCCAAAAUUAUGGAAUCCUUUAAAAAUAUGGUUCCUCAGUACGCUACCAUCAUUCGGGAAGGACAAAAGUACACGAUUCCGGCAGAAGGCGUGGUGGUCGGGGACAUCGUGGAAGUGAAAGGAGGAGACCGGAUACCCGCGGACAUUCGAAUCAUCUCUGCUUCCUCCUGUAAAGUGGACAACUCCUCGCUGACCGGAGAGUCCGAACCCCAAAGCCGAUCACCUGAACUGACCAAUGAAAAUCCUCUAGAGACAAGAAAUUUAGCCUAUUUCUCAACGAAUUGUGUGGAAGGAACCUGUCGCGGAGUCGUCAUCAACACCGGCGACCGCACCGUGAUGGGCCGCAUCGCCAACUUGGCGUCCGGACUGGAGAUGGGCGACACUCCGAUCGCCCGAGAGAUCGCUCACUUCAUCCAUCUGAUCACCGGAGUGGCCGUCUUCCUGGGAUUAGCCUUCUUCAUCACGGCCUUCAUCCUCGGAUACCACUGGCUCGAUGCCGUCAUCUUCCUCAUCGGCAUCAUCGUCGCUAACGUGCCGGAAGGACUGCUGGCCACCGUCACGGUCUGCUUAACUCUCACUGCCAAACGCAUGGCUCUGAAGAACUGCCUUGUAAAGAAUCUGGAGGCCGUGGAGACCCUCGGGUCGACAUCCACCAUCUGUUCAGACAAAACAGGAACCCUUACACAAAACAGGAUGACGGUGGCCCAUAUGUGGUUCGACAACCAGAUCAUAGAGGCUGACACCACCGAAGAUCAGUCAGGUGUGCAGUAUGAUAAAACGUCGCCCGGCUGGAAAGGUUUGUCCCGUGCUUGCUGCCUCUGCAGCAGAGCCGACUUCAAAGCUGGACAAGAAAAUAUUCCCAUCCUGAAAAGGGAAUGUGCCGGAGAUGCCUCAGAAUCGGCCAUCCUCAAGUGCAUGGAACUUGCUGUCGGAAAUGUGGCCGCAUACCGCGCCAAGAACCCUAAAGUCUGCGAAAUCCCUUUCAACUCUACAAACAAAUAUCACGUCACGAUCCACGAGAUCGAAGAAAACAAUGAACGCUGCUACCUCUUGGCCAUGAAAGGAGCCCCGGAGAGAAUCCUGGACCGUUGUUCCACCAUCUACAUCAACGGAGAGGAGAAGGUCAUGGACGAUGAGAUGAAAGAGGCUUUCAACAACGCAUACCUUGAGCUUGGAGGACUCGGCGAACGAGUCAUCGGUUUCUGUGAUUUCAUCCUACCAGCGGAUAAGUUCCCACCCGGCUAUCCUUUCGACGCUGACGAACAGAACUUCCCCCUCUCUGGUCUUCGAUUUUUAGGACUCAUCUCGAUGAUUGAUCCUCCGAGAGCAGCGGUGCCAGAUGCAGUAGCAAAAUGUCGAAGUGCUGGUAUCAAAGUCAUUAUGGUGACUGGAGAUCAUCCCAUCACUGCAAAAGCCAUCGCAAAAGCAGUAGGCAUCAUUUCUGAAGGAAACGAAACUGUGGACGACAUUGCUCAAAGGCUUAAUAUUCCUGUAGAAGAAGUGAAUCCGAGAGAUGCCAAAGCAGCCGUCGUCCAUGGUUCUGAGCUCAGAGACAUGGCCACUGACUACCUGGACAAUAUCCUGAAACAUCACACAGAGAUUGUAUUCGCCCGGACCUCCCCCCAGCAGAAACUGAUCAUCGUAGAAGGAUGUCAACGACAAGGAGCCAUCGUUGCCGUCACAGGGGAUGGCGUGAAUGAUUCUCCUGCCCUCAAAAAGGCCGACAUCGGUGUGGCUAUGGGCAUUGCAGGAAGUGACGUCAGUAAACAAGCAGCAGACAUGAUCCUAUUGGAUGACAAUUUUGCGUCAAUUGUAACUGGUGUCGAAGAAGGACGUCUGAUCUUCGACAAUCUGAAAAAAUCUAUCGCCUACACGUUGACCAGCAACAUUCCUGAGAUCACACCUUUCCUGCUCUUCAUCUUGGCUGACGUCCCGCUGCCUCUAGGAACGGUGACCAUCCUGUGCAUCGAUUUAGGAACUGAUUUGGUGCCUGCCAUUUCACUAGCCUACGAGCACCCCGAGAGUGACAUCAUGAAAAGACAGCCACGUGACCCCUCCAAGGACAAACUAGUCAAUGAGAGGCUAAUAUCCAUAGCUUACGGUCAAAUUGGCAUGAUCCAAGGAGCCGCAGGAUUCUUUUCCUACUUCGUCAUCAUGUCGGAGAAUGGAUUCAUGCCCGGCACACUCCUGGGGCUCCGGAAAGAAUGGGACUCAAAAGCCAUCAAUGACCUCACAGACUCUUACAACCAAGAAUGGACUUACCAUGAUAGAAAAAUUCUGGAAUACACCUGCCAUACAGCUUUCUUUGUUACAAUCGUGAUCGUACAAUGGGCGGACUUGAUCAUCUGCAAGACUAGACGAAAUUCAGUAUUGCAUCAAGGAAUGAAAAAUCAUGUAUUGAACUUUGGACUUGUGUUCGAAACGGCCUUAGCUGCCUUCCUUUCAUAUUGCCCAGGAAUGGACAAAGGUCUUCGAAUGUAUCCUUUGAAGAUCAACUGGUGGUUUCCAGCCUUACCAUUUUCCUUAUUAAUCUUCGUAUAUGACGAAGCUCGUCGCUUCAUCUUGCGGCGCAACCCCGGCGGCUGGGUGGAAAGAGAGACUUACUAUUAAAAUUGCAGACACGCAGGCCGACCGUCGCACCGAUUCAACAACACCAACAAUCCGGCGGCCGACCGGGCCUUCAAAAAAACAACAAAAGAAAAUAAAAAACAAAAAAAAAAUACAAGUUAAUAAAAAGCGUGAGUCAGCCAUCGCGUUGUGUGUGACCCUCCCGCCUUCGAACAUCUUAACGGGGUGGUCAUCCUAGCUCGUACGUAGUCUGGUGCUUUAUAAACGCUAUCGAUGGCUGCCACAAUAUGGAAAUAGGUGUUUUUUCAGCGAAACAGAAGCUUAUAUAUAUAUUAAAAAUGUUAUAUGAGACUGAGAGAGAUGGGGGGGGGGGCUAUUAUAUAUACAUAUAUACAUAAUAUAUAUUUACGUUUUCCGUUCUCUGCAAAACAUAUGAUAAAAAAAAAGUUGUCCAACGAUUUAAAAUUUAUCUAUUUUGAAAUGCUAAAAAGAAAUAUUAUGAUAAAAUGAUUCACACUGCCUGUGUAUGGAGGUGGAGGCGUUUUGAUAUGAACUCAAGACCUUCGAUUUCCGUUGCGCGGAAUUCCGAGGUGAACUAAUUGAUCAUAUCAGAAAUUGAGAGAGUGGAUGUACAGUUAAUCAAUGUUAACUCCGAGUUUUCGCGGCAACACUCGCACCGUGAUGAUGUGCGGAGCAUUUUGCAGUGUUCUUCAAAUGUAUCGCUAUAUGAUCGUUCCCUAUGACCACCCCAUUGGAAUCGUCCCGAAUCAUUCUUUUGUUCCAUUGUUUCCUUCUACCAUUUUUUCCAAGGAAUCGUCGUGUUAAUGUAUGCAGCUCAUAUUUUACAUGAUAUGUGUUUGAAGCAGAAAAAAAAUAGAAUGAUGCAUCAAUGUGCGAUGGACAUUAUCAUGUGCAUUCUCAUUGCCAUUUAUUGCUGAUAAAGAACGAAAAAAGAAAUCGUUUGCUGAGCUCAUUUUUCUUCAAUCAAAUCAAAGAGGUCUUCUUUAGGUGUUGCUGAAUGGCAACACGGAACUGUUUGGAAAAUGUUCGAAGCCGUUUUCUGUUUCCGUUUUGUUUUUCUUCAUUCUUCCUCACAGAGAAGAACACACAGACACUCUCAUUUUCAUUUCGGUAUUGACAAAAUGGCGUCGGUUCAUUGUUCUUUGCUUCAGUAGUCUGCUCUAGCCAAGAGAGUAGCUAGUCAGUUGGUUCGCCUCACUUUGUUUGAGAUAAAUAUUUAAAGAGAAUUCAUAGCCUUUGAAAUAUAAAUAAUACAACUACAACUGCACUCCAGAUAAACUGUGAAAAUAACAAAAUAAAAAGGAAUUCUUGAAUUUCAGAAGAAGAUUAAUAAAAAAAAAGCGAAAAACUUUCAUUAGUUCCACAGAUAUAACAAAUUAGCGAAUUUGGUUGUUAUACUUUCAACGGAAUUCAAGGUUAGAAGUUGGCGAUGCAAAAUCAACAGGCAAUGGUAGCUUCCUAGGAUUGAUUAAUAGUCUAGGAGGAAACGAAUUUUACAAUUUUUACUUUUUAGCGCCAAUCUUCUCACUUGAUUUAGAACGAGAAAGCUUAUUCAUACUCUCACUCCACGUAGAAAAAAUGAAAUAAAAUAAAAUAAAAGUUGAAGCCACUGUCAAAGGAGGAGGGCAAGCAAAAGAACUGUAUUGUAGUUUUUUCCAUUAUUUGUCGAGAAAAAAAAUACAACUGUAGUUACUUAGAGAGCCAAGGGAAUAAAUUACAGAUGUGAUAUAUGUGUUUGUGAGAUUAUAUUUCAUGAUUGUGCUGGCGAGUUUUAAUUUACAAAUAAAGUGAUGACACGGACCACUCGAUUGUCGGUUCCAAUUCUCUUUACAAAAUUUAAAAGGAUUGCAAAUUUCAAUUGCUGAUUGUUAAGAAAUUAAUCAACACACAUGUUUAUCGAAUAAAGUAAUUAUUGAUCCA
This is a messenger RNA of Argiope bruennichi, 5202 nucleotides long. Its product is annotated as sodium/potassium-transporting ATPase subunit alpha-like. Lineage: Eukaryota; Metazoa; Arthropoda; Arachnida; Araneae; Araneidae. Gene Ontology annotation, molecular function: ATP hydrolysis activity; ATP binding; P-type sodium:potassium-exchanging transporter activity. The record is from RefSeq and is a predicted model, not a curated record. The coding region runs from base 292 to 3303 and encodes 1003 amino acids. Gene Ontology annotation, biological process: sodium ion export across plasma membrane; potassium ion import across plasma membrane; intracellular potassium ion homeostasis. Gene Ontology annotation, cellular component: membrane. The transcript is spliced from 22 exons.